This is a messenger RNA of Sclerotinia trifoliorum, 1780 nucleotides long. Lineage: Eukaryota; Fungi; Ascomycota; Leotiomycetes; Helotiales; Sclerotiniaceae. The record is from the annotation of a GenBank genome assembly.
CUGUGAAGGUCGAAGGGCGCGUUUUCUUCGAACAGAGAACCGUAUAGUACCGGCAUGUAUUAGUGCGUCGAAGCUCUUAUAUAUAUUUCCUAUCCUAUCAUAGAUUCUACACAGAAUAAUAGUAAAGACCUACUUCGAAACAAGUACUAUAGUAAUUAAGAAGGAUCAACACGCAUCAGACUCCCAAAUUCAAUAUGGUCUCCCCGAGCAGAAUUGGGUCCAUUACGUAUGGUGGAGUUAGGAAAAGAACUAUUAAUAGUGUUAGAGAUCCUGUCACCGGUAGAUUUCGGCCUCAAACCAAGCCCAAACACAACGCUCAGCCCAACAAUCCGCCUCCAAAUCCACCAACAGCAGUCCGUAUCCAGACGCAGGAAUUAACUUCAUAUCCAAAGAGCAGUAUGAUGUGCUAGUUGAUAAGCUGGUAUGUUCCAAAAUGAUUGAAUAUGGAUGGAAUUUCUAAUGAGUAUCUUAGCACCGCACUAAAGAAAAGUACUCGGAGUUAAAAGGAGAAAAGUCGAAAUUUAAGCGAAGAGAAAACGAGAUUUUACAACACAAACGCGAAGUUGCGAGACUCACCGAGUAUGGCGAAGAGGUUGAUCGACAAAUGCAGGAACUUGAAGAUAGAUUGGAAGAUCUUGAAGAAUUCGAGGAGCAAAAUCAAGAACUUGAAAAGAGAGUAGAGUAUCUUGAAGAGAUAAAAGCAGAGAAAGAGAAACUAGAGAGCAGAGCUGAGCAGCUGGAGGACAUGGUUUGGGACAUGGAAUCGAAGGGAACAGCGACUUACAAUGGUCGGACUCAAUCAGAGAUGAAUUACAGACCGCUUUUCAGGACCGACGUUUGAAUUGUUACACCAAAGUGAAGGUAUUGACUGUUCGAUGGGCUUCGGAUGACUUAGGUGUUUCCCAAGAGAUGAACGAUUUGGCUAUCGUUCUCAAGUACUCAUACAACUUUGAGGUCGCGUAAUACAAAAUACCCGAUAUCAAUCCCAUAAAGGCAUUACUAAGCCGCGUUUUGGAUUUUAUAGGAGACAAUUCUCCAGACACACUUCUCAUUUUCUCGUACCAUGGUGACAGUGGAUUUCAUGAUACGAGGCAUGAUCAUAUUUGGUCUGCGUAAGUGUACUCCAUACCAUCAUUGCUCUUCCAAGCUAACGAUAGAAUAGAACCACAGAGAAGGAACUUCCUUGUAUGCCUUCCAGUGGUAUUCAGACUCUACUUGGGGAAUCUGAAUCAGACGCUAUUCUAUUUUACGAUACGUGCCAUUCUGCAGAUACUGCCAUGACAUUUAGCCCUUCAGCAGGAAGUGUGACAGAGCUAAUCGCCGCAUGUGGAUUUCAAACAACUGCCCCGGGAGCCGGCAACAACACUUUUACACCCGCACUUAUACGGGAAUUAUCCUCAGCUGCAGCACAAGAAGCUUUAUCUGUUUCUGGGUUGUACAACCGAGUACUUGCUCGUUUGAGAAAUACCAGAAAACGCGAUAGGAAUACAACACCUAUUCAUUGCACUUCUAGCCACCACGUCAUACCAGGCUUCCGGAAACUCGGAUGAUGGGAAUAUAGCGCACCAUAUUGGACUUGUGCAGAAAAGAUCCGAUAGGCUUCACGCUAAAGGAUUGCUGAAAUGGUUGUUGAAGGCCCCAUCUAGUAUCCUCGAUAUCGAACUAAGCCACAUUCAACAACGGCCCUCAUCAGAUGACGGUUAUGUAUCUCAAUAAAAGUCUUUGGUACCAAAUCCAGCGAUGGAGCUGAGGCCAUAAAAAGGGGAGGUAGUUCGUGAAU